Messenger RNA from Chaetomium globosum CBS 148.51, 879 nucleotides. RefSeq lists its product as uncharacterized. The record is from RefSeq and is a predicted model, not a curated record. The transcript is spliced from 2 exons. The coding region runs from base 1 to 879 and encodes 292 amino acids. Lineage: Eukaryota; Fungi; Ascomycota; Sordariomycetes; Sordariales; Chaetomiaceae.
AUGAAGUCUCCUCUAUCCGUCAGCCAGUUGGCCGUGGCCCUGCUCUCCUUGACUCCUGCAGUUUCUGCGUUGGCAUGGCCAAGAUGGCUUCCAGAGCUUGACUCGUUAGUUGUUCGGCAAGAUGAUGGUUCAUCUCAAAAUGAAGCACCUGCUGCCUCGCAAACAGCAUCAUCCAACCCCCCCAACAAUAACGACGACAAUGAAGACUCAAAGACGACAUCUUCUCGCGAUCCUUCGGAACCGAUUCAAACAAACCUCAACACGGGCGGCAUCACGCAGACGGGAACCGUGCGGCAAACAGGCAACGCCACGCGCACGCGCGCGCCCAAGAAGACCGAGUUCGACCCCCAGGACCCCGUCGGUGGCGUGGUGAUGGUGACGCCGGGAGUAUUCGACGGCACCCAGCUGUACAAGAUCGGCGACUACGUGACGUGGGGGUGGAACUACACCAACUUGCAGGCUACGCCGACGGCCAUCGACCUCUACGUCAAGUGCAGCAAGGUACCGCAACCGUGGACCCUGACGCAGAACAUGUCAUUCACCGAUCCCGGCACCUACACCUGGGACACGGAGAAGUUCCAGAAGAGCAACGUUGCCAACCCGCUGUUGACGGAGCAAUACACGCUGGUGAUCGCCGACGCCGACGGCGGCAUCAGCGCCACUCCCGAGCCGGGAUACCUCGCCCCGUUCUCCCUGUUCUACUUUGGGCUGUACGAGAAGCAGGACUAUCAUGACAACAACGACGGAUACCAGUGCGCCUCGUGCAGCGGCGCCGGGUCCGGCAUGGACAACCGCGCGGUGGGUACUGCGGUUGUUAUGAGUGCCGUUACUGUUCUCAGCUUUACCUGGUUUGUUUCCGGCCUGGGAGCGAUUUUUUAA